Messenger RNA from Metopolophium dirhodum (rose-grain aphid), 573 nucleotides. RefSeq lists its product as uncharacterized. Lineage: Eukaryota; Metazoa; Arthropoda; Insecta; Hemiptera; Aphididae. The transcript has a single exon. The record is from RefSeq and is a predicted model, not a curated record. The coding region runs from base 1 to 573 and encodes 190 amino acids.
AUGCAUAACCUCGGAGGGCCCUCUCAAUCUAAAAGAGCGCUGAAAUUGGUGAACAGCAUGCGGUUGUACGCAUCACCGACAUGGGCAGAAAGAGCAACAGAGUACGCUAUUUGUUGGAACCUUAUGAUUCGGUCCCAGGGAUUGGCGGCACUUAGAGUGACAAGGGCGUACCACAUCGUCCCUGCUGAGGCAGCCUUAUUCUUCGUGGGAACUCCUCCAGGUGAUCUUAUCGCUUUGGAACGCAAAGGAGUUCGGAGUAAAAUGAACGACCCCGAUAGAUUGGGCUCUAAGGAUGAGAUCCGGAAAGAGGAGCGCGAUAUCCUGCUCGCUGACUGGUCCAGUAAGUGGAGGCACGGUAAGAACGCAGCUUGGACGCGUAAGAUCCUCCCGGACUUGAUAAGAUGGAUGAGAAGAUGCCCCAAAGGCCCCACGUUCCACGUAACUCAGGCUCUUACGGGACAUGGGUGCUUCAGGUGCUAUUUGUACUGGAGGAAGCGUGCCUCAAACGCGGCUUGCCCCUACUACCAGCACCCGAUGGAUACGGCUAAACACACAAUUUUCGACUGGGAAUGA